Messenger RNA from Asparagus officinalis (garden asparagus), 1272 nucleotides. RefSeq lists its product as uncharacterized. The record is from RefSeq and is a predicted model, not a curated record. Gene Ontology annotation, biological process: peptidyl-lysine monomethylation. The annotation marks the transcript as partial. Gene Ontology annotation, molecular function: protein binding; protein-lysine N-methyltransferase activity. Lineage: Eukaryota; Viridiplantae; Streptophyta; Magnoliopsida; Asparagales; Asparagaceae. The transcript is spliced from 2 exons.
ACUUUGGGGUAUCAAAGUGAAAACAAGCCUUUGAUAUAUAGCAGUUGUAAAUUUUAUCAGGUAAAUAAAAGAUGCCGCUUCCUUCUAGAGUUUGAGAAAGAAAUCAAGAGUUUGCUUGAGGGUAUAGCAUCAAAAGAUCAUCCUUUUGAAGGGAAAGAUGUUGAUGCAUCUUCCCUUGGCUGGGCCAUGUCAGCAGUCUCUUCUCGAGCCUUCCGUUUGCAUGGUGACGACAGUGAUGUCCCUAUGAUGCUUCCACUAAUUGACAUGUGCAAUCACAGCUUUGAUCCAAAUGCUCGUAUUGUACAGGAAAUAGAUACUGGCAGCUCAAAGAUGUUAGUGAGGGUUGUAGCAGAAAAACAAAUUGAGCAAGAUACUCCAAUAACGCUGAAUUAUGGCUGUUUAAGCAAUGAUCUUUUCCUUUUGGAUUAUGGGUUUGUGAUUCCUGAAAACCCAUUUGACCAUGUCGAAUUGAGGUAUGAUGGAGCUCUUCUGGAUGCUGCUAGUAUGGCAGCCGGGGUUUCUUCUCCCAGCAUCUCAUCUCCAGAAAAAUGGCAGCAGGAAAUUCUAUCUCAGCUGAAUUUAAUUGGAGAUGGCGCUGUUCUUAAGGUUUCCUUGAUUAACUCACCACACUUGCAUAUUAAUCUUAUUAUUUAUCAGAACCAUUCCACUUAAUCAUGUGGUUCCUUUCUCUUUAAUUGUUGUGUACUGUUUUUCCUUUUCCACUGUGGUUAAUAUAUGGUGGAAAAGAAAUGCUUGAAGUUGCUUUCUCGUGUUCUUAUUGCACAGACAAUCAAGUCGUAUGCCAUGUUCUAUAGACCAGCAUAUGGUGGAAAGUUUGUUUCUGCAUUUGAUGAUUGCACUGAUACAAUAUUAUGUUUGCACUGAUAGUGAUUUCCCUGGUACUGUAUACUAACUGCACUGAUCUAGAAUUGGCAAUGUGAAACUUGUCACUGUCUCCUUCCUCCCUCUAUAAUUUUCUAUAUCUAGCCCUCUGUAUGAUUUUCUUCCAUCCAUGUCCAUUCAACAUACUUGCUCACUGUUUGCACGUGCCAACAAUUUCAAACCAUUCUAACCAGAGUCCAUAGUGUCUUCUGUACCCCGGCCAUCUUUCCCAAACAUUCUGCAUUGGUGUAGUGUGUUGACUAAUUAAGGGUUAGUUGCAGAUAAACCUCUGCAAAGUCGCCGAUUGCGGAUAGACCCUUGUAGUUCUAUUGGUAUUUAGAAACUCUUACUAUUGCCCAAGUGUUAAUAGACCCCUGAGUAAAUUCUUUC